Messenger RNA from Paramecium octaurelia, 2574 nucleotides. The record is from the annotation of a GenBank genome assembly. NCBI's taxonomy places the organism in Eukaryota, Ciliophora, Oligohymenophorea, Peniculida, Parameciidae.
AUGGAAGCAAUGACUUUUGGAGGUGACAACCCUUAACCACGGUUUGGACACACAAUUUGUAUGAUAGCUCCUAACAAAAUUGCACUUUUCGGAGGUAGAAUAUUGUAUAGAGAAAGGUGCUGUUGGGGAUACUGGAAAAUAUAUUAUAACAGGAGAUGUUUAUAUAGGGGAUGUUAUUUAGAGAAAAUGGAAGAGAAUAGAAGCAAGUGGAAGUGUUCCAACAAAUAGAGCAGCGCAUUAGGCAUUGGCCAUUGAAUUGAAUUAAAUGAUCAUAUUCGGAGGAGCAGUGGGAGGUGGUGGUUUAGCAGAUGAUAAUUUAUUUGUUUUUGAAUUGCGUGAUGACACUGGUACCUGGGUUACUGUACCUGUCAUUGGAACUACUCCAGGUAGAAGGUAUGGUCACACUAUGGUUCUCAUAAAGCCAUAUCUAAUUGUUUUCGGAGGAAAUACAGGAUAAGAGCCUGUUAAUGAUGCUUGGAGUUUCAACUUAGAAAAAUCGCCUUAUUCAUGGUCCAAACUGGAAUGCUCAUCCGAAUAACCAUGUGUCAGAGUCUAUCAUUCAGCCGCCCACUGUAAUACGGGAUCGGCAAAUGGAAUGAUGGUAACAUUCGGAGGCAGAACAAGUGAUUAGAGUGCUUUGAAUGAUGCUUGGGGUCUGAGAAGACACAGAGAUGGAAGAUGGGAUUGGGUCAGAGCCCCUUAUAAAAACUAAAAUGAAAUACCUGCCCAAAGAUAUUAGCAUUCAACACUAUUUUUAGGAACUCUGAUGUUGGUAAUCGGAGGGAGAUCAAAUCAAGUGGGAGACACUCUUCCAUUUGAAAUAUAUGAUACUGAAACAUCUGAGUGGUAUAAAUUCCAAUCAAUCCAGAGAUUCAGACAUUCAUCAUGGUUGGUUGAUUAAUUUUUAUAUCUCCAUGGUGGUUUUGAUUCAGAUCAACCAAACAUUCCCACUGAAGGCAUCUUGAGAUUGGAUCUUAAUAAGAGAUUUGCAUAAACUCCACAAUUGUUAAGGUAAUUGAAUACUAUAAGAAAUGAUAAUACUUUCAUGGAAUCCUUUAAUCCUAGAGCCCCUCCAAAUUCAAGCAAUAAUAAUACCCAAGAUUAAUUUAGAAGAACAAAUCAAUAAGCUCAACAGCGAAGUUUAAUUUAUAUUAUUAUUUUAGAUUAAUAAACAUAACAAUAGGUUAGGGUUUCAUCUGCGAAUAACAAGAACAUUAGAUUAGCAAAUUAAGCUUUGGUCGCUAUGGUUUAUGGUCCUGAAGAAGAUAUUACGAAUUAAGUUAAGAAGGUUCCUAUUGAUAAAUUGUAAGAUGAACACAGAAAAUUGGGGGCAGGUUUCUAAGAUCCAAAUUCCUAGAAUAAAUCUUAAUUCGUUGAAUAAAUGCUCGCUCCAUUUAUUUAAAAUUUAUUAUUGCCCAAAGAUUACCAAUCCAUUCCUCCAAAUUCAAAUCUUAUGACAGGCAUUAGGAAGGACUCAAUUAUCAAAUUGUGUGAUGAAGUUUAGAGAAUUCUUGAGAAAGAACCUAUUGUCUUGAAAUUAAGAAGACCAAUCAAAAUAUAUGGAAAUUUAAAUGGAUAAUAUUUAGAUCUCAUGAGAUUCUUUGAUCAUUUCAAGGCUCCAUAUGAUAAUCUCUAUAAUGGAGACAUCGAUUCUUAAGAUUAUUUAUUUUUGGGAGACUAUGUUGACAGAGGCACAAGAUCUCUUGAGAUAAUUCUACUCUUAUUCACACUCAAAGUAAAAUAUGGAGAUUAGAUUCACUUAUUAAGAGGACAUCAUGAGGAUCCUAAAAUUAAUAAGAUCUUUGGAUUUGCUGAUGAAUGCUAUUUAAAGUAUGCAGAAGAUAUCAAUGACCCCAAUAGUAUCUAUCAAAGAAUCAACAGAGUAUUUCAAUACUUGCCUUUGGCUGCAGUCAUUGAAGAUAAGAUAUUUUGUGUUCAUGGUGGAAUUGGAUAAACUAUACGCACCAUUGAUGAAAUUGAACUCAUUCAAAAACCUCUCCAAAUUAUUCACGAUCCUGUCACUGUAAAGUAUUUGCAAUAUUAAUUUAGUAUCAGUAAAAGAUUGCUUUAGAAUUGUUAUGGUCUGAUCCCUGUUUAAACGAAGAUGAAUUGGAAAACCAACCAAAUGUUGAACGAGAUCUAUUUUAAAAUAAAUCUAUAAUUAGAUUCGGGAACAACAGAAUCAACAAUUUCCUUUAAGAAAACAAUUUAAACAUGAUAAUAAGAUCUCACGAACCUACAAAUGAAGGAUUUGAAAGAUUAAACACUAAUGUGAUCACUAUAUUUUCUUGUAGUGAUUAUGGCAAUUGUGGCAACAAAGGAGGUAUUUGAAUUGAUAAUAACAAUAAUCUAGCCAUUCUCUCUAUUACAAAGCGAGGAGAUAUAAUACCGAAAGUAAUUCCAACUGCAAAUCUUAUAAAUGAGGCAAGAUGGUUGAAUUUAGAGGAAGCUGCUUAAAGAGCUUCAGGUUUUGUCAAAUACGUCGAUAUCAAUAAUGAUGAAUUACAAUAUAGAAGAAGACCGUUUACUCCAUCAAGAUAGAAAAAAAUUGGAUCACAAAAAUAAUUCAAAUGA